Molecule: messenger RNA, 13857 nt
Organism: Hylaeus volcanicus
Lineage: Eukaryota; Metazoa; Arthropoda; Insecta; Hymenoptera; Colletidae
Gene: Dlg5
Product: disks large homolog 5
Exons: 13
Coding region: 580-6420 (1946 amino acids)
Molecular function (GO): protein binding
Source: RefSeq, a predicted model, not a curated record
UGCGGAGUUUGCAGCGAUUAGAACUGUCAAAGUCAGUGAAAAUUGCAUCGAUUUUAGUGUUGUCGAGCAAGUUAAUGGAUUAUCUAAAGAGGCAAUGAGCUGAAACGGUGAUCGUUACUGUUCUAUGUCACUGUUAAACGGGGAUCGAUAACCUCGCUUGUUGACAGGGAUAAAAGAAACGGAUGCGACGCGAUCUCAAAGAUUGAGACACAUCAGCAAAACGUAGAUUAAUUUAUUACGUCCAUUCAGAAAACAUACGUCCACCCGUUGUUUCUCCCGUAUCAGUAACCGCGCGGAAAACAGUGAUGCAUGAAAAGUCUCGAUAUUACGAGGCACGUGUAUGUAUUGGAGUAAGAGCUACUCUGUGUGUAUGUGUGCCAGGUGCACUGUUGCAUCCCUCUGAUGAGCGCCAUGCACCGUUUAGACCAUAGCCAUAAUGUCAUCCCGAAGGCUACUUCUUAGUAAUUCACAAAGGGUUCAGUGUUCCGUGAAGUACAGCGCAUGGAUACUUUCCAGGCAAUACCUAGCACGUACCUUGCUAGAGAAGUAUUUGUGGUAGAUCCUCGGUGAAUCAAGAGCAUGGCUUCUGGCGCAUCUUCCUUGGAUAGUGCUGGAAGUAGUGAUGGGGCACUCAAUAUGGAAAGAGAUAGCGGAGGCUAUGGCAGUGUCGGAAGUCCCAUUGGUGGUCCUGAAUGUCGUAGCGAUUACGAAGGUUUGCAAGCUCAAUGCGAUCAAGCCAUGCAUCAGCUUCAGCUACUUAGGCAUAAGCACUCCGAUAAUAUAAGACGGUGUGAACAUACUAUGAAGGAAUUGGAAUACUACAGAGGACAACACAUACCAGUCAUGAAUCAGUUGGAGGCAACGGCGCAGGAGAGCACCGCACUGCGUGGGAAAUAUGGAGAUCUAGUAAACGAUAAGCAACGUCUUGACCGGGAGGUUCAAGCGUUGCAGAAGGAAGUGUCCGAAUUACGGUGUCAGAAUCAAGAAGUUCUUGUUUCCGAUGCUAGUAAUAGCGACACUAUGAAUCAACAUUAUUUAUCCGCACUUCGAAAGUAUGAAGCAGUUAAAGACGAGUACGAUGCUCUUAGGAAACGGUACGAUGAUUUAAUUUCAUCGCAUUCGUCGGCUGUUAACAAGUUGGAAUUAUCUCAAGAAGAAGCUGCUAGAUUAAAGAAACAGUACGACGAUGUUAUUCAAGAGCGUAAUAGUGCGGUUCGUGAACGCAAUGGUUUGAAACAACAAUGUACCGCUGCGAUCAGGCAAUGGGACAUCGCGUUAAGGGAAAGGAACGACUAUCGCGAAGCCCUAUCUAAAGUACAGCAGCAACACGAGGAAGCGGUAAAGGAAAUCAAUCAUGCGAUGGUGCUACGUAUGAAAGCUAGCAAAGAUAUGAAACGAUUGACAGAAGAAAGAAACGCUGCUUUACAAGAAUACAGUUUGAUUAUGGGUGAACGAGAUACGGUGCAUAAGGAAAUGGAAAAACUUGGAGACGAUCUCACACAAGCGUACACAAAAAUCACACAUAUAGAAAACCAGAAUAAACAACUUAUGGACGAGAAAAAAGCUUUAUCCUAUCAAAUUGAAACUUUACGAAGAGAAAUUUCAUCCGCCUUGCUAGAUCGGGACGAAGCUUUGAAACAGUGUAACGAGCUACGUCAGAAGUUCGGUGAUUAUUCCGAAGGGUCCAACAGAGAUUACAAAAAUCGUAUGGAAUUACAUUCUUAUAAUCGCGAACGGGAUAAUUCGAACAAAGAAGCGGAAAGGGAAAAUAACGCGGUAGAUUACGCGAAACGGGACAAAGAGCGUAUGGAUAACUUGGAUCAAGCGAACUUGGAGUUGGAUAAACUCCGAAAAUCCGUAGAUAAAUUACAAACGGAACUCGAAGAAGCUCUCCAAGAAGCGGAAGUGUCGAAACGAAGAAGAGAUUGGGCUUUCAGUGAACGAGAUAAGAUAGUCUUAGAGAGAGAAAGUAUUCGAACUUUGUGUGAUAGAUUAAGAAAAGAACGGGAUCGUGCGGUAUCGGAUUUAGCGGGUGCUUUACGUGAUUCCGACGACAUUAAAAAGCAACGAAAUGAAGCAUCGAAAGAAUUGAAGGAUCUCAAGGAAAAGAUAGAAUCCGGCGAUCAUGGGUUACGGGCAAGUCAAUUCGUGCAAGGGUUAACGCACGCUCACGAUUCCGCUAUCGAUACCGAUGCGAACGAUUGGGAAAUUCUUACUGUUCACUUCGAUCUAGGCCGGCUCUGUCUGGAUUCGGACCGUGACUUGGGACUAACGUUGGUCGGAGGUCGCGACAAUCCAUAUUAUCCGAACGAUACAGGGAUUUACGUUGCCCAAGUUACAUCGGGUAGCGCCGUCGACGGCAAGUUGAGAGUUAACGAUUGCAUCAUGCGAGUAAAUAACGUUGAUUGUACAUCUGUUUCUACGCGUCUAAUCAUGGAAACGUUGCGUACCUGCUCGGUGGGGUCAGCUACGCUAACGAUAAGACGACGACGCGUAACUAGAAGAUCGUUAAGGACAACGCAAUUACCCGUCGGCUCGGUUCCUCAUGGAAUUUUGUUGGAACUCGGAGUGUAUAUCUCAAAGAUAUCUCCCGGUAGUUUAGCUGCCAAGGAUGGUAACCUUGCCGUUGGAGAUAGAGUUUUAAAUAUAAAUAGCAAAGCAAUGGAAGGUAUCAAUUCGAGUCACGAAGCGAUGGUAAUUUUAAAUGACACGAGUACGGAUGUGUUAACUAUAACGACCUUGAAAGGAAUACCGUUGCCUUCCGCGACUAGUUCCGAAACCAUGACCAUCGAUGGUAGUUUUGGCACGGAGAAACAAAAAAUGGUAAACAGUUGUUCGCAAACGGAGCAAGAAAGAUUGAUGUUGAAAGCUGCUUCGGACGAUUCCGAAAGGCGAUAUCUUGCCUCGAAUUUUGGUGAUAGAAGCGUUUACAAAGAAUCAAAGUCGAUUAGCAGCGAUAAACCGAGCGGUAUUAGCAAUGCUUGGGAUAAUAUACUAGAGAAGAUCGAUAUAGUACGAGGACGUAAGCACAGCAAGGAUCGAGAAGAAAAGAAGAAACGGCACCGUAACUCGAGUCCAAACACUUUCGAGCAAGAACAAGAUGCGAUUGCGGAAUUAGAUUCGGUGAUAGAGAGUUAUCACAAGAAAGCGAAUAACGGAGUACUGAAACGAAGUAAGCGACGCGGAACCGAGAAAGUUGAGAAAAAUGGAGGUACGUGGCCGAAAGCCAAAGGCGGGCCUCUGAUCCAAAACGGUACCGGUACUAUUUUACAUCCGCAUAAAAUGAAAGAGAGGUUGCCUUUAAGCGUGCUCCUUAAUCAACCGCCCAAGUAUAUAGAGAGUCAUAAUAAUCGUAUUUCUAAUCCUAUUCCCUUAACAAAUUUUUCGAAUGUCAACAAUCGGCAUACAGUUUAUAAGUCAAUCGAAAAACCAUUACCAAAUUUCCUUAAGACUGGACAGUUAUUUAGUCAGAAAUCUUUUACUCCAGUGGUGCAGUUCAAAGAUAUCCCGAUAGAUAAGAAACCGACAAGCGAAUUCGAGAACACGGAAAGUAGACUCGGUUCUACGUUAACACCGUCCGAAACUAGUAUCGACUUUUCCGUAAAGUCGGCUAAUACGGGGAAAGAUGUAGAAUAUUUCUCGAAGAAGAGGGCGCAAAAGUAUAUCCCUAGCAACGAGAACCAAGUAGAAACAUUACAGCAUAAUAGAGCGCAAUCUCAACUUUAUUCCGGGGCCGGAUCGUCAACUUCGUCGACCAGCGGCACGAGGCAGCAGUUAACUGGUAAUUUUUCAUUUCCUCCCUAUACGCAUUCGCAUCCGCAUCCCCAUCAACAGAACUCUUUACCUUCGAGAUACCCUUCCCCGCCGUCUUUGCCGUCUGCACAAUCUGGGGAGUCGAUAGGACUUCCCGAUGCACGAUCUUACUGUUUCGAACCUUCGUAUAGCCCCGGCCCGCAAACAGGAUUCGGGCAUUUGCACACACCCUCCGUAGAUUUGCAUUAUCACAAAUCUCGCGCUCCACCGAUCGCAACCGCAUACGACGUACCGGCCUACACGCAUGGCUACGAAGGUGGAACGUUCCCUAGAAAAAAGGAAAAUCAACGUUUUCGAAUACCGUCAAAUCCUAGUGUUACGUCGAAAAGCAGCGUGGGUAAAUUGUCCACCGGCAGUAUAGAAAGGACUUCGGAAAGAGGCAGCCCGAUGCCAACAUUCCACGUGGAAGUGCUUAGCCCGGGUACCGGAGCCGGAACUAGCUCCGGUGGAACUGUCAGAGGAAGCGGCACCACCAAUAAACGGUCCAGCAUGCCAGAUUAUUGUUACUCCCAACAUAGGCCGGCACCCGGAGAACUUCGCAGAGUUCACAUAGACAAAUCGGUCGAGCCCCUAGGUAUACAGAUUUCUUGCUUGGAGAGCGGUGGUGUAUUCGUUUCGACUGUCAGCGAACACAGUUUAGCCUCUCAAGUUGGUUUGCAAAUCGGCGAUCAGUUGCUCGAAGUUUGCGGCAUCAACAUGAGAAGCGCUACUUAUCAACUUGCCGCCAACGUGUUGCGUCAGUGCGGUAAUUCCAUUACGAUGCUGGUGCAGUAUAGUCCAGACAAAUACAACGAAUUAGAAGGAACCGCUUCCUCGAGUUCGUCGGAUGCUGGUGGCGCCGAGGGUGGUAGUCGUAGCGGAUCGCCAACACCUUGCAAUAGUCCCGAAGCUUCUAGAAAACCAACCAUCGAGCCGUUGGAGAGCUCCGAACCAGAACGCGAUGCUUCGACUAACUUGAGUACAACGCGUGAUACUUCGAAUACCUUGAACAUUAUGCGCGAGACAAAGAAUACCUUGGAACCUCCUCGUACGAUUCGAGAACGAGAUAUAAGAAACUCGGCUUCUUUGGAAAUACGAGGCACGCAAGAGAGAGAACGGGAAAUCAGAGCAUCGGCGUCGUUGGAUAUCAAUAUUAGGAAGCCUGAACUUCGUAGUUCAGCCACUUUGGACGGUAUGCGUAAUUCGGCAACUCUCGAUACCUUGCGCGUUACCGCAAACACUCUGACACGCGCCCAGCUCAAUCAAGCAGCGACCACGUUGCAACGACAAAAUGCUACCGUAAGAAGUCCAACGCAAGAGGAUCAAAGUCGUAAGAGUCCACCGCCGAGCGAGCCGAGGUAUCUGUUCAUCGAGACCAGAAAGUGCUCGAAUCUAGGCAUUUCGCUCGUGGGUGGUAACGGGGUCGGAAUAUUCGUACAUUCGGUGCAACCAGGUUGCCUUGCGGAAGAGGCAGGGCUCCGGACCGGUGAUCGUAUUCUAGAGUACAACGGUGUAGAUCUCCGACAGGCGACCGCGGAACAAGCAGCUUUGGAAUUGGCUAGGCCAGCGGAUAAAGUGACGCUGAUCGCUCAAUACGUACCCGAAAGGUAUAACGAAGUGAAAGAUAAACCAGGAGACAGUUUUUACGUGAAAGCAAUGUUCGAUCGGGUAGGCGAAGUAGGAGACAGCCUACAACUUAGGUUUAACAAGGAUGAUAUUUUAUACGUCGACAAUACCAUGUUCAAUGGUACUCCGGGUCAUUGGAGGGCUUGGAUAGUCGAUCAUACCGGCAGAAGACAAACCUGCGGAAUAAUUCCGAGCAAAUUCAAAGUCGAAGAAGAGUUGCUUUUACGGCGUUCAUUGGGCGAUUUGGAAACAGAUACGACUAGACGAGGUAGUACCAGUGCCAGAAGAAGCUUUUUCCGUCGAAAGAAACAUCAACGCUCUUCUAGCAGGGACAGUAAAGAGUUAUCGCAUCUAACUGGAGUAAAUUUGGGUUGGUAUAGCGACAGUGGAACGUUAAACGAGGAAACUCUGCCAGCCAGCUACCAACGUGUCGAAAGAUUGGAUUAUCCAGCUUUAAGACCGGUGCUAAUUAUUGGACCGUUAAGCGAAUGCGUGGUGACGAAACUCUUACAAGAAUUUCCAGGACAGUUCACUAGGUGUCUCGCAGAAGCUAUGCAUUGUUCUCAAUCGACGCUUGAGCAAGGUUUACGUGACGCGCUUUACGUAGACUACAGAAAAAAAGGAAGCUAUUUCGAGUGUACUACAGUACAAGCUGUGAAGGACAUCUGUGAGAAGAAUACUCAUUGCAUUUUGGAUGUAUCGAUUGCAUCGAUUGAGCGACUCCAUCGGCAUCAGAUCUAUCCUAUAGUGUUGUUGAUUAAAUUCAAGAGUACCAAACAAAUCAAGGAAGUAAAAGAUUCGAGGUAUCCAAGCGACAAAGUUAGCGCUAAGGUUGCGAAAGAAAUGUACGAACAAGCACUGAAAUUCGAAGCCGAGUAUAGGCAUUAUAUUUCUGCUGUAAUUCCAGCCGGAGUAAAUGUAGCGUACAUAUGUACACAAGUCAAGUCCGCGGUAGACGAAGAGCAAAGCAAAGCGCUGUGGGUUCCUAGAGGACCUCCCUGACAUUUAAGGGGGGGUCCCCACAAACCGCAGUGGAAAUCAAUCUAAAUUCCACCAGGGGGCCCUUACGUCGUACGAUUACACAAACUUGUUACAAAUUUAUUUAUUUAUGGUCUCCUAUUUGCUCAGACGUUAUACAAGAAUUUCAAUUUUUCUAUUUAUGGACUCGUUACAACGGUUGUUUUUCAAUUUAUUUUCACUCGUUUAGGUUGUGAUGUAAUACCGUUAAGGUUGCAAUGUUUUUGUUUGUUUUAUAGAUUCUAGCACGUCACACUUUGGGCGAGGUAAGCUACAUUUUUUUUUAUUUAUAUCGAUUAUAUCGAUAUCGUUUUCGAAUAAUUUUAUUCAACGAAUACUUUCAUUUUAAUUAUAAUCGUCAUUUUCUACAAUCGAUAUUUCCGAAAACAUGCAUAUUCGUAUCGAAAGUUUCGUAUGUAUUCAAAUAUAUUUCUCGUUCCUCGUAAUACAAUAUUACAAUAUUACAGAGGUUAGACACCGGAUAAUCAAUUUUGUAUCAAUUUCAUAUUACAUUUUGCAUCUUCUUUUCCUGCGAGAAUAAGAUAAUAUUAAUGUAUUAUCUUUUAGUAUUUAUUCAAUUUUCACGAAAGAUCUCCGCAACUCGGAGUAAUUUGAAUGUUUCCCAAAUUUGUUGAUUAAUAAACGAAAGCCUGUGAGAACAAUGAUUACUCGUACUGGAAGAAACGAAAAUAAUUCGCUGCUUUGUCAUUUUGCUUCGGAUCUUGAUCGAUCGUAAUUUUUCGGUACAGAAUGCAUUGUCGUAGAAACGUGAUCUACGGUAAUUGGUGCGAGACCAUAAAUGAAUCGGUGUAGCAAAUGCAAAUAUUUGUCGUAUCGUGGCCCGCUAAAUAAAUAAUUGAUGGACGAAUAGAAAGUUUAUUAGUUAGCGAAUAAGUGAUUUCGACAGCCGUGGCUGGCUGGUGUUAUUAACCCCUCAGAUCAUUUCAUUGUACAGAAUAAUUUUGCGUGAUUAGUAUUACUGUACAGAGGAUGUAAUAUUACAUAUAUGAAGAGAAGUUACUUAUUUGUAUAUAAUUUACUUAAAAAACUUAUGGAUUAUAUGCAUAUUAAUUUUUAAUUUACACGAGCUGUUUAGAUUUAAGUUGUACUAUUUAGUCAUAUUAUUUCAUAAAACUGUUUAUACAUAAUCCAUUCGUUCGAAGUGAAAUGAAAACUAUUGAUUUGAGGGGUUAAGGUACUUAAUGUUGUUUUAGAUCGAGGAUCUGAUAAACGUAAAGAUGAAGAUGAAGGAAUACGGAAUUGAUCAACGACGGUUCGUUUUAACCGUCGAAUGUGUACAUACAUAUCUAAAAUUACAAAAUAAUAAAUAAGCAGAAGAUGUCAGCGACACAAACUAACUUGUUAUUAUACGCUCGUAUUACUGCUUUUUUACCUCUAAGAUUCAAAUUGUUUUAUAAAUUUACACUACGAUGGUGUUUUUAAAACGAGCUUAAGACGCUUUGUAAGGUGGAGUCAGUGUAUUUUCGAGGAAAUGUAUUUAAAACGCGAAUACGUACCGUUACGUAUCUACAUUCAAUAUUCAACGGAUCGUUUGCAAUACGUGAUCGUUUUAAUACGCGUUUUCACAUAGAUUCUUACGAUACGUUUUACUUUUACAACCUUCGAAAUUACGUUUCAAUCGUUUUACUCUUUCUUGUGCAAUCUUUCGACCAUCACGAGAUGAUAAAUCUUUAGUUUUUUUUUCUUGUUCCGUAACUGGAUGUAGAUACAUAUUUCGUAAAUUAUUGUCGGACAAAAAAAGGCACAUUUAAUGUACCAAGGGACAGAUAACGUAAAACUUUAUUUACAAUGCUUCGAUACUUAAAUAUACAAUUUUGUUUUCUUCUUUCUUCCUUUCUCUGUUUUUUAUACAAUGCCUUUCUGACUUUAAACGAGAUUUGCCGUUCUUAUAGAACGGUUGGCUAUCGAAUAUCACGUUUCGAACAGUCGUAUUUCAUUGUUUACAAUUGGGCAAUUGUCGUAGUUUACGUAAAAAUGUGCAAGUGUCACGGACAGAAAGUAUUUGUUUGGAACUGUACACGAAGAAAGUGUGAAGCAAGAGUGAAGAACAAAAUAAUGAUACUUGUUUCUGUGAUGCAUAUACUAAAUUGGAACGAUACGAAGAAGUAACUGUACACCAGAGUUUCUGUAUUUAAAAGUCGACAUUAUAUUUUCACUCCAACGACUCGACGGACACAGAGAGUAACGUGUCAGCAAUUGUCGACUUUUCAUUGUUCAUAUCGAUAUAAUACGUAAUAAUACGGGCUCUGCAUAUAUCUAUUUUCGAAAGCAAGUUAUCGAUUUUAAUAUCAUCCUUAUAUGCCUGCCCUUAUCACUCUCGAUAUUCUAUCACUGUUAAGUUGGUUUGGUUUUCUAACCGUAUCGUUCGAAUAAAUUCCAGAAAUAAGUCUGCCAAAGCUGAAACUGAGCUUCCCCUAUUAUUUAUUAACUGGUUAAUCGUCGAUUAAUCGUUUACUUUACGCGACUCAAAUUGUAUAUAUUUCAAAGAUCUUUAUAAACUUUUAGUCUUCCUACUAAAGUCGUGCUCAAGUUUUUUUUAUUCAGUAAUACCCCAUCAUUUGUCAAUUGAUGCAAUCAAUGAAUCAUACUAAUCUUCUCCGUAUUAUAUCAAUUUCAGUGCAUCCAUCACCAAAGCAGGCGGAACAUUUUUGUUCUUUGCUCUUGCGUGUCUUUGCUUCUUUGUAACACGAAAAUUUAGUUUUCUAACGAGACAAUAUUUAGGCGUAAGUUACAAGCGAGACCAAAAAUUAAAGGGAUACUAUGCUAAUUCAUAAGAAUUUACGAUUAAAUUUCGUCGUAUCUUUAGCGUCGACACGCUUAAAACAAAGUUGUAGAUGUAUACUUUUUGAUAUACAGCGAAAUCAUCGGUACGAAUUUCGCGACAGAACAGGCUCGAAAUGGAAAGAGAGUACGUGAAAGGUGCCGAGUACACUUGGCGAUUGGUUAACAAGGAAUUAUUGUGUUUCGUACCCAGGCUAGAUCUAGAUAGUUGUAAAGGCGAUUGCGGACAAUCUAGAAAUUAAAAAUAGGAAUUUACUAAUGAAUUAAUAUAACGAAAUAUUUUCGGGAAAAGAUAUUUCAUUCUUAUUCUUUUAACAAAUAAGAAAGAUACGAGUAAUAUAUGUAUACACGCCUAUGUGAAUCUUGGACGUUAUACAUACACGCGUACGAUAAAAUUACGCGAAGGUGUUACUCACGCCAACAUCGUUAAAUAUUUUAUACGUAACGAUAUCGUAAUCAUCAUUAAUUUCUUUUUCACAAUUUUCCGUCGAAAAAACAGAUUUAAAUGCAUACUUAUACAUUGGCUCACCUUACAUAGACGCAAAAUGUAUAACGCGUAAGAUUCACUGAUAAGGGAUUAAAGGUGCGUCCCUUAUAUUUUCACAUCCAGUUUUAACGUACUAUCGAAAAUGAAAAACUGUUGAACUGACACCUGAAUUAAAACACGGUUUUUGCAAGAUGUAAGAAAGAAAAUUAUGAUAGGUCGAGAGCGAAGCGAAACUGAAACAAAGACAGAAACAAUUGUUGAAAAAGGUGAAAGACAAAAAUAACUUUUAAUCACGGUACUGUGAUACAUGCAAUAUUACUGUUUCUAUGACAUAUCAGUUUCAUACUCGUUCUACAUUACUAUUAGACAUACAUGUAUCGCUACGAAAUUCAUAUUUUGGACAGUAUUUAUAUAUGUAUAUGAACGAUACAUAUAUAUUUAACUAUGCACUUUAAAUAUUUUUCAUAAGCACCAUGGUUCCGAAUCACUCGAUACCUACAUAUAUGUAUGCAUACAUAUACAUAUACAUAAUAUGCGUAAACAUCAAAAGAUGUGCAAUACUCGUAAUUAUUUGCAAUUACAGUGAAACGUUCGAGUGGACAUGACAUGACUUGAGCAAAAAUAAAUCCGACGAUACACUUGGUUACGACUAUUCGUAUGUUCCUACCGUCAUUACAUUCAACUAUUCCAUUGGAAAUUAGCGAUACGCUGAUGCAAGUUCCAUUAGAAAAACGUCGGGUUUGAUUGUAUCGAUCUUAAGUGACCAAUAAAUGUCGCAAGUUCUGUUCAUUCGAAUUGCAAAAAUAUUAAAAAACGAAUCACACCAAGUGGUGCACUCACGAUCAGUUAGGUGGACCGAUGAUUUAGUAAAUCGGCAUUGUUUACUAACGAUCAUUGAAGCGUAUAUGGUGAUAUAUUACGUAGACACGAAGCAAAGACCAGUGAUCGUGUUCGAACAAUAAGCUGAUGGCGAUUUAUUCGAAUAACGGUCACCACUAGUCUUCAAUAGUAUUCUUUUAUUUUCUAUAACGAGUUUUUCUUGGGCAGUAUCACACUUGUGUGCUCCUCCCAAAAUUCAAUUGUCUUAACGGUACCGUUGUAUUUCACAGUAUAUACAUAUACAUAUACAUAUACAUAUACAUAUACAUAUACAUAUACAUAUACAUAUAUCGAUAUCAUCAAUAUUUUCCAUACUUUCCCAUUGUUUGUAUUUACGUCGUUGAACGUUGCUCGACUACGCACUGUCCGGGUACGAGAAGAGUGUCAUAGACUCCGCUCGUGGAAUGCACCACAGCGACCAUUUAAAAAUCAGCCGAGUAUCCGGUCCGCUUGCAAAGUAGCGUUUGCGUAUGCGUGAUUAGCUAGUUGUGUACUAAUUUUCUUUCUACAAAUAAAUUUGAUUAAUAAAUUUAUUUUGGACAAAUUAAUGCGAUAACGAUAAGACACGUCUGUGAGACAAGACGGUACGGUACGUAUGUACAUACACGGUACGUACGGUCAGCAAUCGAUCGGAUCGACUAAUUUUAAUAAGAGGCGCGCGACUAGAGUGUCACGCAGAAUACAAUUGAUUAAAUUUGUUGCGAAGUCUAUCGCACUCUUCUCGCGAUAGCUUCGUAUUCAUAUUCUUCAUAGACACGCGGCUACGUUUCAAUUUCCGUCGCUUUCCAAAAUAACCACUUUUAAUUAAUCCGCAUUAAUCGGGCAUACAGGGGGGUCUUACUCGCAUCUCCUUAUCGGGGGUGUAUCGUUGUCCAAUCUGGCAGUUUUACCUCGUCGACUGUGAAUUCUAAAAUGUUCUAUCCAUUAAGCAAAAUCUUGUAUAUCGCGCAUAGACGCAGACGUAUCGAUUUUUCAGCUAAAGACAAAUGAAAUUCAGAUUCGAGUAGAGAUCGCGCGAAAAGUUACUUAAUAUAUAAGGACGCGAAAUUACCGUUAUACUUAUUGUUAGUUUCUUUCUGUUUUCGCAAUACAUACCUAGACUCGCUAAUGUAGCAUCGAUCGUCGAUCAUCAAUAUUUUCUUAUUGCUUUCAACUAUCUUGCCAAAAAUGAAAUUAAUGAAACGUUUACUAAUUAUUCGUACGACUAACAAGCAGGAAUUGUACUCGAUAGAUUGUUGAAAUGUCUAUUUACAAGUAAACAAGAUCAAUCAUUUUUAACCCGAAUCUAUACGGUUCUAUCCUACGUUUGUAAACGCAUUCACUGACAUAUAUGUACAUUUAUUUGUCUUCCUUUCGUAUUAUCAUUGUUCAGCGACGGAUAAAUAUUCGUAAUGUACGAAAUGUUUGUGAAAUGUACUCGAGGAAUCCGUAAAAUUGUUUAUUAUGGUGGGAAAAUCGUUUUGUAAAAAUGGUUGUUUAUAAGCAGAUGUUUAAGUUAGACGAUAUGUUGAAUUGUAAGUGAUUUUUUUUUGUUUUUUUUUUUUGUUAUAUGUACAAUGUUACAUUAAUGUAAUAUUACUUUAAUGAUUCUGGACGAUGUUUAAUAAUAUUAUGAUAAUACAAUAUAAUGCCGUCUUCUAUAAAUCUAUUGUACAUACGUAUGUAGCAUAUUUAUGGGUAAUGUAUUAUCUAUUGUAUAAAGAAAAUUUCGUAUUGUUUAAGCGAGCCUUGAAAAUUAUUGAUAAUUUCGAUUGGCAACAAAGGUUGCAGAAAAUUCCGGAAAUGGGGACAUCGAGUGACUGUUCGUAUACGUACACUUUUACACGGAGUGUCUUUCUUAAGUUAUUAUAUGAUUUCGUAGAGUAUUUAUUACUUGUGGUUAAAACCUCACGUAAUUGGCAAUAAACUUGGUCGUUUAUUCGUAGAACACGUGUUUUCUUGUUUUCUCAGCGAUUGUCCAGUAUAGUAUUAUACGUACGUGUAGUGCUCGAUACUUUCUUUGUACGUAAAACGUAAAACAUAACGACUCUGCCUGUUUUCACUUUGUUUCUACUCGUUCUAACGAUAUUUUUCACUUGCUCUUAUAACGUAUUGUACGAGUAAAAAGCAUUAGUAACGGAGACAAAUUCUUCAACGAUGAAAAUGUAUAAAAACGACGAAAGGUAUUUUUUGUUAGGCGCACCUUCUUCAAAUAAAAUAUUAGUAUAAUAUUUUAUUUGAAUAUUUUUAUUGAAUACGAUAAAAUUCCAUUUUAUUACUAAUCACGAAGGUUGUAAUUAAAACGUCCAUUACUUGGUGUUACAAAAACACCAAUAAUAAAAAUAAUAAUGUAAUGUAUAUUUGUAUAAAUGCUGCAAGUUUCGUUUCAAUAUGAUUUCUCAUUCGAUUUUUCCCACCAGUGUCUAUAAUUGUUUACAGUGAAUGCGUGAAAUAAAAAUAUCGCAAACAAUAUUUUUAUCGCGCUUGAUAACCAAUAAUAUACAUACAUUGUAGUACACACAUUUCUCUUACAAAAUAUUUGUCCGUUAUCGCGAGUAAAGAGACAAGGUAUUUUAGAAUCUGUGAUUAAUACGUCGACGCGUAUAAAAAGCGAGAAAUUUGUGAUCGUACCAAGGUGCAAAUAUUUUUUAUACGAAUUUGGUGUACACGCUCAAACGGUAGUCGUUCGCGUUUAAUGUUCGACGAAACAAAUUAGUAGUAGAAUUACAUCGUUUAGACGUUUUUCGAAUAGCUAAAUUUUCUGCGAAUCUAACACGUUUUAUACAAUUUUAACAUUAAUUACACUAAAAACUGACCAGGAAUGCACUACGAAAAGAAAGCGAUCUCAACUGGAACACUUUACAGUCCAUGUAAACAAGUUAAAUUCGAUCAGCCGAUACAAAUCUGUCAAAUUUUUUUAGAAUUGGAAACCUAGGAAAUCGUCAUUCGUCGUUAUAAUUCGUAUCGCAAAUUUCAGUUACACUGUGGUUGAACCAAUAAUACAGUGUCGAUAAAUAAUUGAUGUAAUACAGAAAAUGUAGCUUAUUAAGAAAUAGAUAUGUAGGUAGAUACGUUCACUUUGAUAGUUGACGGUAUAUCUGUUUUUCGUUAAAAAUUUACGACAUACAAUGGAAAACACAGUGUAUACUUAUUUCCACCCGUUCUUUUGCGAUGGUUUCGAUGCCAAAUGUUGUAGUUUGUAAUUUAUAAAUAUAUACUUAUCCUAUUUAUAAGUUUUUUUCUUUAUACAUAUACAUAUACGGGUGUACAUUGCA